Messenger RNA from Manis pentadactyla (Chinese pangolin), 4373 nucleotides. Its product is annotated as bromodomain adjacent to zinc finger domain protein 2B-like. The transcript is spliced from 24 exons. The coding region runs from base 331 to 3996 and encodes 1221 amino acids. NCBI's taxonomy places the organism in Eukaryota, Metazoa, Chordata, Mammalia, Pholidota, Manidae. The record is from RefSeq and is a predicted model, not a curated record.
GCUGCCCUGGCCGGACUUCAGAGAGCUCGGCGGAGAAGCGGCUCCCACUGCCGCGCAUCUUCGUUGGAGGGUCCAGAUCGUGCCCUACUAAGGGGUGAAGGCGACAGUGACAGCUCUGCGGGUUGGAAGGACGCAGGAGGCUGGGCUGCAACUUUGGGAUGCCUUGGGAGCCCAGUCCACCAGGAGGAAAAUGCGUCCUGUGUUGGGGUCCUGACACCUGCAGAUGGGGCUUUGCCAUGAUUUCUUCUGGAUGUUUCUGUAAGGAGAUUGUUUCUGUAGAGAAAUGCCACUUCAGCAUCAUAUACACAGUCAUAAAAUUCAUAUCAAGAAAUGGGACCAGCCAGUCUUACCUGGAACCUGAGGCAAAGAGGAAAAAGUCACACCCUAGGAAUGCAGUGGUGUCCUUUGAAAGAAGAGGAUGCCAUUCCCCGUGUGAGGGCAAUGGAAGCUCAUGGGGGACGACCACCGGAUCCAGAGGGAGAGCGACCAGGAGAGGAUACCAGCGUGAGACAGCGGAGCGGUCGGCCUCCUGAUGUUGGCGGUGCUGAAUGUGUAGAUAACACAGAUGGCAAAUUGCUAAGACAACUGCAAGCUCAAGAAAAAGCCCAACAAGCAGCACAAAUAAAGCUUUUGAGAAAACUCCAAAAGCAGGAACAGGCUCACAUUGCCAAAGAAGCUAAAAAACAACAAGCAAUAAUGGCUGCUGAGGAGAAGCGACAGCAAAAAGAGCAGAUAAAGAUUAUGAAACAACAGGUUGUGGAGGAAUCUCUGCCCUGCUUCCAUGGGAGAGGCCGGCCUCAGACUACUGUUCUGCUAUGGCGGAGCCACGUCAGAGUUGAAAUUGGAGGGACGCUGUUUGUCACCGUGAGGGGCCUCCGAGUAGUGCUGCCACCCAGGGGUUCGGGGCGCCCCGAGUUACCCGGUAUUCCCAGUAACUGGGCUGAUUACACCGGGGUGUUUCCUACAAGAAUUAAGAGAAUACAACAAAUGAGAAUGGAAAAAGGUCUUCGAGCCCAGCAAAUUCUGGAGGCUAAGAGGAUAAAGAAGGAAGAAGCUGCAAAAGCCAAAUUAUUGGAGGCUGAGAAACGAAAACAGGAAAAAGAACGGUCGAAGCAAGAAAAACGUGAUGAGAAACGAUUAAAGAAAGAGCUUAAACUAGAGCAACGAAGAUUAGAAUUAGAAAUUGCAAAAGAACUAAAGAAGCCUAAUGAAGACAUGUGCUUAGCAGACCAAAAGCCUUUGCCAGAGUUGCCUCGUAUUCCAGGACUUGUCCUCUCUGGAAGUACAUUUUCAAACUGUCUCAUUGUGGUGCAGUUCUUACGAGUCUUCGGUAAAGCUUUAGGCUUUAAUGGGAAUACUGAUGUUCCAGACCUGAGUAUUCUUCAAGAGGGAUUGCUGAAUCUAGGGGACAGCAUGGCUAAGGUACAAGACCUGCUUGUGAGGCUCCUGUCAGCUGCUGUGUGUGAUCCAGGUCUAAUUACAGGAUACAAGGCCGAAACAGCUCUUGGAGAACAUUUGCUGAAUGUUGGUAUGAAUCGAGACAAUGUUUCCGAGAUCUUGCAGAUCUUUAUGGAGGCCCGUUGUGGACAGACUGAGCUCACCGAAAGCCUGAGGACCAAGGCUUUUCAGGCCCACACUCCGGCCCAGAAAGCCUCGGCGCUGGCCUUCCUGAUCAGUGAGCUGGCGUGCAGCAGGAGGGUGGUGAGUGAAAUUGACAAGAACACUGAUUAUAUGUCAAACUUGAGGAGAGAUAAAUGGAUGGUAGAAGGUAAACUCCGCAAGCUCCGAAUCAUUUAUGCUAAGAAAGCAGGCAAGAGAGACACUUCAGGUGGCAUCGAUCUUGGAGAAGAGCAGCACGCGUCGGCCACCCCCACAGCAGGAUACAAGCGAAGAAGGAAGGGCGGCGACAGUGACGCUGAUGGCAACGAGGAGGAGGAGGAGGAGGAAGACAAGGAAGACAGAAAAGGAAAGAAAACUGAUGUCUGUGAAGAUGAGCAACAGAGUCAGUACAGAAGGGAGCUCUUCGAUGCGUCUCACUCUUUACGUUCAGUGAUGUUUGGCCAGGAUCGUUACAGACGUCGGUAUUGGAUUUUUCCCCAGUGUGGGGGGAUUUUUGUAGAAGGCAUGGAGAGCGCUGCAGGGCUGAAAGAAAUUGCAAAAGAAAGAAAAAAACGAAAAAAAGCAGAAAGCAUCCAGACCAAAGAAAUAUUUGAUACUUCUGACGACACUUUAAAUUGUUCAAAUCCGGAUCAUUGUGAGCAAAAGGAAGAUCCUAACGAAAAAGAUAACACAAAUCUAAUUCUUCAGAAUCCUGGCUCUUUUUCCAAAUUAAGCAAGCUUUUAGAAGUAGCUAAGGUGCCUCCUGAGUCAGAUGUAACGACCCCCAAACCAAAGAGCGGUGCAGAUGGGUGCGCACUGCCUCACCAGAACCGUGGGAGACACUCACCGGGCAGCAUGCAGCCAACGGUGACACAGAACAGCGUGGAAGGGACAGACUCGAAUCUGGUCAGUACCGGUUCAGGUGGUGCAGGCAAGGUCUACAGUCCUCCCCCCAGGGACCAGUUGUUACUGCCAAGAACACCUUGGGAGGACGCUUCCCUUACCCAAGCCGAUGCGCCAGCUGCUUCUUCACCAACUCCUCGGGCCCAGCCGCCCUCUAAGUCACCUGCAGCUCUUGAAGUAGCCAAACCAGUAGAUUAUCCUAGUCCAAAGCCUAUUCCAGAAGGUGGGUACCUUGAGAGGGUUUGCUGUAGCCACUUACUGUAUUGUAUUGUUACAGAUCUCUAUAUUAUAGCUGAAUCUUUGAUGUUUUUAUAUAGUUAUAAAUUUUUUCAUUUAGGCAUAAGAGAAAAGGCAUUACAAAAACAAAUUCAGAAACACCUGGAUUACAUCACUCAAGCCUGCAUCGAGAAUAAGGAUGUUACCAUUAUUGAAUUAAAUGAAAAUGAAGAAAACCCGGUAACUCGAGAUAUUGUGGAGAAGUGGUCAGUAGAAGAACAAGCAAUGGAAGUGGAUUUGAGGAUUCUUCAACAGGUAGAAGAUCUGGAAAGGAGAGUCGCAUCAGCAAGUUUGCAAGUAAAGGAAAAUCUGCAAGAAUCUAGUCCUGAUUCUGUAGAAAGCCGAAUUACUCUACUAGCUCCUGGUUGGAUGUGUCCAGAACCGGCAUCAGAAAGGGAGGACUUGGUCUAUUUUGAACAUAAGUCAUUUUCUAACUUGUGCAAGGAGCACGAUGGAGAAUUUACUGACGCAGAAGAAAGCAGUGCGCAUGCACUAGAGCGGAAGAGCGACAACCCCCUAGAUAUAGCUGUAAGCAGGCUGUCUGAGUUGGAGCGAAACAUUGAAAGGAGGUAUCUGAAGAGCCCCUUAAGUACCACCAUUCAGAUCAAACUGGAUAAUGUGGGCACAGUUACUGGCCCUGCUCCUGCACCAUCCACUAGUGGUGAUGAUGACGGAAUUGAAGAGGAUAUUGUUCCCGGUCUCAGGGUGUGGCGAUGGGCAUUAUCAGAAGCUCGCAGUGCUGCCCAGGUGGCUCUGUGCAUUCAGCAGUUACAGAAAUCCAUAGCAUGGGAAAAAUCCAUUAUGAAAGCUGCAAGUUCACUGAAAAGGGGCCGCAAAAACAGAAAAAGGAAAAUAGAGGAAAACACCUGCGGUACUGGAGUAAAACAAGAACGCUGUACUCGUGGAAAGAAACUGAAACAGGACAACUCUGACCCGACUCUUGGCAGCCUUACUAAAAUGCAAACUCGUCUCAAUAAAGACAUGAAAAAAAGAAAAAUAGAAGAAAACACCUUCACUAACUUACCAAACCAGGAAAGCUUUCAUUCUGUAAAGAAAAGGAAGCAAGACCACUCUGACCUGACUCUUUCCAGUACCCUUACUGAAAUGGACAGUCAUGAAGAUGCACGGCCUUUUGUAGAACUGCCGGAGUGCAGCACACGGAGUCGUCUGCGUUUCCGCCUCAGGGAUGGAAGACACGUUUUUAUUAAAAGUGCGUAAGCAGCUUUAUAAUAACAUGUCUGGUAUCUGGGGGUCUCGUCAACAAGAAAUAAAGUGGUUAAACACACACACAGAGCAGUCUUUCAAGAAUGAUCAUUUUCUUUUAAACAAAUACAAUAUCCCUGAAUAAAGGAAAGCUUGGUGUGCAUAUUGGCUACUUUGGGCUGGUGUUUUCAUCACUGGUGGUACAUACUCAGCAGGAGCAGCUGGGCAGGAAGUAGUGGGCAUGGUAUGAAAAUGGCAGUUGGUCCAGUACUAAUUGUCACUGUACGUGUGGGUAUCAUUUGUUCUGUGACUGACUUGCACUCGAGGUGCCCUAGGGUGAGUGUAUCCUCAAGCCCCUGGCACGGUUCUCCUCAAAUAACCAAAGUCCUCCU